Molecule: messenger RNA, 1980 nt
Organism: Rotaria sp. Silwood2
Lineage: Eukaryota; Metazoa; Rotifera; Eurotatoria; Philodinida; Philodinidae
Source: the annotation of a GenBank genome assembly
AUGGAUCUAGACGAGCACAAUAUCAUGUUGAUCAACAAAAGUCACUGGACAGAAUUGAAACAAAACUGCACGAAUAUAUAUAAAAAUACCACUCAACCGUUUUCAAAUAAAUGCAAUAUUGAACUUGAAUAUCCAUGUUUAUUGGCCCAUGUUGAUGAACCAUGGAACUUUGAUAAACAUCGUCCGUGUAUUAAUCUUUCUCGCAUAGGGGAUGGCAAUAGUGAUUGUUAUUAUUCAGACGAUGAACGGAAUACACUACGGUGUUUAGGUAAUGAGACGAUGAUGGGUUUCAAUUUUCUAUGUCAAACAUCUCAGAUAUGUCUUGAUUAUCAUUUACUGUGUAACAACAAAGACCAAUGUCAACACGGUGAAGAUGAUAUUUUUUGUCAUUUCAGACUACGUCCAUCGAAUAUUUCGUGUAGUGGAUUAAAUGAUCAUUUAUGUUUCAAUGAUACAUGUAUACUAAAUGGUCGAUGCAAUGGAAUUGUCGAAUGCCCUAAUGGUGAAGAUGAAUAUUGGUGUUCAUCUGAUAAGCCGCCAUUUUUCCAGUCUCUAUAUCGAAAUAAGAAAGUAAUAGAAAUGCGAAAACCGAAAAUGAUUACACAUUUGUUUUAUCCAAUGAAACAAGAGUCAAUAGAAGUUCGUAAUACUAAUGAAAUAAAACAAAGUUUAUUUCCAACAAUAAAAAAACGAAAUUCAAAUUAUACUUAUAAAGAUGAAAUUUUUUUUCGAUUUCAAUCUGAACCUGAAAACUAUUAUUGGCCAUUUGUUUGUGGUAAUGAUGGAUUAGCUGUAAAAUAUCAACAAGAAGUAAUAUGCUUUUGCCCACCAAGUUCAUAUGGCGAUUAUUGUGAAUAUUCAAGUGAUCGUAUAACAAUUUUAACACAUUUGAAUUUUGUUAAUUAUAAAAUAGAUAAUCGAAUAAUUAUCAAAGUAUUAAUAACAUUUCUAUUUAAAAAUCGAACCAUUGAUAUACAUACAUUUUAUGUUCAACCACAAUUACAAAAUAAUGAUAUUGAUUAUGUUAAACAAAAAAUUUAUUUUGUUUAUCCACGUACAAAAGAAUUUAUUCAGCAAAAACGAACAUAUCGAAAUGGUACACAAAUGUAUCAUGCACGUUUUGAAGUAUUCAUUUUAAAUAAUUCAAAUCUUAUAUUAAUUGAUGUAUGGGAUUAUCCAAUUUAUUUUGAUUUUUUACCUGCGUAUCGUUUAGCAAAAAUUUUAAAGUUGAAUUCAUCCCUAAAUAAUAAUAAUAAUAAUAAUUGUUCGUUAUGUGGAGAUCAUGGUACCUGUUAUACAAUUGUUAAUAAUAAUAAAUCAAUUUAUUGUAAUUGUGAAAGUGGUUGGUAUGGUGAAUAUUGUGAACAUUCUAAUAAAGAACAAUGUCAACAGACAUGCUCGUCAAAUUCUAUUUGUCGUCCAAACCAACGUGGCAUUCUAAAUAAUGGCGAACAAAAUCCGUAUUGUCUAUGUUUGCCUGGUUAUUACGGAUCGAAUUGCUAUUUUAAAUAUGAGCAAUGUGAAAAAAAUCCAUGUAAGAAUGAUGGUACCUGUUUCAUUGAUUAUGCAUUAGAUGAUAUUCAUCAUAUCAAGUGUCUAUGCAGUCAUCAGUUUUACGGAGAUCAAUGUGAAUUGUCUAAACAUAACAUACAUAUUCAAUUAAAACGAAGCAAUCAACCGUCAGAUGUUAUACAAGCAACUGUCGUGCAAUAUUAUGAUUUGCAAGAAUUAACAUUCGAUAUGCUUAUUCGUCAACAAAAGUUGUAUAAAGGACAUUUACCAUCCAUAGUUCAACUUAAUCAUGAUCAAUUAUUUGCUCCAGAAAUAUGUUUGAUUAAAAUCUACUACAUUGAACAACAACAGAAAUUCCCCGACUAUUAUAUUGUCUAUAGCCAACAAAAUCGAACUGUUAUCAAUAUAACUAUAGCAUUGGCACAAGAAAAUCAAUGUCGUAACGCAAUGACUGUAUUGCAAGGUUAG